AUGUCCGCCGCCGCGUCGCUCUCCGCGCGCGGCCUCGGCAAGGCGCUCGGCGCGGCGGCCGCGUCCGCGGCCGCCGCGGGCGGUCUCUACGCGCGCGGCGACGAGGGGACGUCGCGAUCGAUCACGUUCUGGUACCACGCCCUCCCUGUCUACGCGUCGUAUCGCGCCGUGCAGUGGCGCAAUCGCGACGCGCGAGCCGCGGGGAUCCCCUCGUGGACCGGGAUCCCGCUCGAGGACGACGACGCGGACGCGAAAUACGCCGCGCUGCACGACGCGCACGCGGGGAACGUGCGCGACCUCGUCCUCCGCAUGCGCGGGUUCUACUUCAAGAACGCGCAGCUGCUGUCCACGCGCGACGACUUCGUGCCGCCGCAGUACUUGGAGUGGUGCAAGCGGACGCAGGACGCGGCGCCGACGGAGAUGCGCCCGGGGGAGGCGCGCGCGAUCGUGGAGCGCGAGCUGGAGCGCAUCGGGCACGCCGGCGCGAUCGCGGAGUGGGAGGAGAUCCCGUGCGGCGUCGCGAGCAUCGGCACGGUGCACCGCGCGAAACUCUCAGAGAUGCACGGCUCGCGAAGCGUCGUGAUAAAAGUCCAGGCGCCCGGGAUCGAGCGCAGGUUCCGCGCGGACAUUCGGACGUGCAUCGACUUCUGCAAGCUCGCGAUGCCGCAGCACGCGCCGCCGCUGGAGGAGAUCGAGCGGCAGUUCCUCACGGAGUUUGAUUACCGCGCGGAGGCGGCCAACUUGCGCGAGGUCCGAGACGCGGUGUUGCCCAAGGCACGUCCCAUCUCACACUGGUUCCCAUACGACCGCGUCGGCGUGGUGAACGCGUGGAGCCACCGCGUGGACAUCCCGGCGCCGAUAGAGGAACUGUGCACGAAGACGAUGUUGGUCAUGACGCCGAUUCCCGGGGUGAAGCUCGUGGACGGGAUACGGCAGCGGUUAGGGGAGAUCGCGGAGGCGCGAGGGACGACGGCGGCGGCUUUGGAGGAGAGACAACGCGAGACGAUCGCGAGCGGGAGAAUUUCAGGGAGAGGGGUGGACGACGAGGCGCGCGCGACGCGGCGCGCGAACGCUCUGAUCGCGCUUCACGACGCGUGUGUGAGACGCCCGCGCGUCGUCGCGAGGAACGUCGUCGCGUGGACCGCGCGGAGACUGGGCUUCGCGGGGCGAUGGGCGCCGAAGCCCGUCGCGUUCACGCCGAGUCCGCGACUGAUCAACGUCGGCGAGAUUCUCAGGCGCGACUUUUCCCGUCGUCUCUCUCCGCCCACACCUCGCUUUCAAUCCCCGCCCUCGGUGCCUUUCAACUCCGCUUCUGACGCCUUUCAACUCCACCCCGACAUUCGCUCGUAUGGAACGGCCCUCAGGACGCUGUUGGACGUCCACGCGGAUGAAAUUUUCGAGCACGGCGUCUUCAACGGCGACCCGCACCCUGGGAACGUGCUGUUGAUGCCAGACGGGCGACUCGGGUUGAUCGACUACGGGCAAGUGAAGCGAAUAGACGAAGCCACGCGGCGGUGUUACGCAAAGCUCACGCUCGCGAUUUUAGAAGACGACGUCGACGAAGUCGCGCGUCUCUGCCAGAGCGACCCGCCGGAAGGGUUCGGGGGGAAGUCCAAGCGCGCGGACGUCGACGUCGCGUACCGGCUCGCGGUGUUCUGGAACGACCGAGACACGGACGACGUCACCGGCGGGUUGAACCUCCAGGAGUUCAUCGACGAGAUGGAGGCGCGAGAUCCGGUCGUGCGGGCGCCGACGGAUAUGGUCAUGAUCGCGCGCGUCAGCGUGUUGUUGCGGGGCGUCGCGAACGCGUUCAACGUGCGGCUCAGGGUCGCGUCGAGGUGGCGGCCGUCCGCGGAGGCGCUGCUGAGAAGGGCCGACCCGGAUUAUUAUUUGCUGCGGAAAUAGCGGCGGGGGGCGCCUCAUCACGUACGUCAUUCUUUACUGUACGCCGCCGCGUCGGCGACGCGUUCUUUCAUC
Messenger RNA from Micromonas pusilla CCMP1545, 1977 nucleotides. RefSeq lists its product as uncharacterized. Lineage: Eukaryota; Viridiplantae; Chlorophyta; Mamiellophyceae; Mamiellales; Mamiellaceae. The coding region runs from base 1 to 1905 and encodes 634 amino acids. The record is from RefSeq and is a predicted model, not a curated record. The transcript is spliced from 3 exons.